AACAGAGAGAAAUGCUUAAUUUUCUUUUCACUUUGAAGUUUUCUCGCAGGUAACGCUGUGUUAUUAGACUCUUAACUUCAGUGCGGACAUUUGUUAUCGAUCUCAGGCUCGUUGGCGGCCCCUUAAACACAUUUUCUCAUUAAUUUAUCGUUUGUUGGUUCAUCUGUCAGCAGCACUUCCUGAUAGACACCAUGGCUGAUUCUGUGGCUGUAGACGAUCAGAAAUUCUGCUUAAAGGAGGUGCUCAACACUUUUAAACUGUGUCUGUCAGAAAAUAAAGAAGUCUACCUUGAACACUACGUUGCUGGCUGGCGUGGACUAAUAAAGUUUCUGAACAGCUUGGGAAGCGUCUUUGGCUUCAUUUCCAAGGAUGCUGUCAACAAGAUCCAGAUCUUGGUGAACCACAUGAAUGAUGAGAAUGGAUCCCAGUACGUCACCGUCCAGUCGAUGGUAAAAUAUGAGCUGGAGAACGAACUGGUCGACCUCACCAAGCGAGGCAGCCACCCUGAGUCCGGCUGCCGCACUCUGCUUAGGCUCCACCGUGCGCUGAGGUGGCUGGAGCUCUUCUUGGAGCGUCUCCGUACCAGCAACGAGGACUCUAAGACCUCUGUCAUGUGUGCGGAGGCCUACAACGAGUCCCUCUCCCAGCACCAUCCUUGGGUGGUCCGUAAAGCCGCGGGCAUGGCCUUCUGCAUGCUUCCCGGUCGCCUCUCGUUCUUUGAAGUGAUGAAUGUAGGCCAGCCGGAGCAGGUCGUAGCCAUGCUGGGGGAAGCUCUGCCUCUCAUCUCUGAGGUGUAUCAGAUCACAGAGGACCUUUAUGCUCAACAUAACCUGCUGGAAUUACCUUAGAGGGAAAGGAGUGCUAUGAUUUGCCACUUCAUACAUGACAGGAUUAAGUUCCUGAUGACUGGCUGUCAAACUAGCUGCUGCUACAGUUUGGUGAUUUGAGGGAUGUGUAUUAUCUGUACAAUGUUGUGCACAAACAUAAUUUCACUCAUUAAUGUGUACUGACUGCAUUCCCUCUUUUUAAUAUAAAACUACUGUUAAUUACACAGCUGCAUGUUGAUAUUUACUCUCUAAUGCACUUCUGAUCUUUUUAAUCAUCAUCUUGUACUUUUAGAUUUUUUAAAAUUUAAAUAGAUAAAAGGAAACUACAGUGGAGUCCAGAAGUCUUUGGUCAAUGCUAAAAGCUGCUUGUCUUUAACCAUUUAUCAAACUGCUUAUUUGGAGAUAUAUUAAUUAGAGCUGGUACCAAUCAUUUUUAUAUAUUAGAAAAAUACUCAUAUCAGAUAAUAUAAGAAAAUCUUUUUGCACCCUAAAGGUUUCUGAAGAUCACAGCUAUUUCAUUUAGAUAUUAACACAUUUAUGCUGCUGUCACACAGCUAGAAUUGCUCUUUUUUAAGAUUAAAUGAUGCAAUUUUGGUCGCCUUAACAAUAAAUAAAUACAACAAUACACAAACAUUACAGUUAAAAGACUAUUAGUAAACUUUAGCUUUAAUAUGAGAGCAGCAGUUUUCAAACUUCAACAAUGACGAAAAAGUCAAAACAUGCCAAACUACACCAACAUAUUAAAACCAACAAAACUAAAAUAUACUGAGAGAAUUUUACUUUCACUAAUUUUAUUCUUUUUUUUUUUGAAUAAUCUCGCUUUAGUUUUUUUGGGUAAAUAAUGAAACAAAAGUUGUUGGUAGUGGACUCAGAGUUGUUAACCCCACUGUUAAUGAUCUCAAUAUUUCAUUUACUGUAUAAAUGAUAAAACGUGCUAUGUUUAUAGCUGAUGUUAAAGUUUUAAGGUAAAUGUACUGAUAAUGGGUUUCUCAUUAUUUGAAGUGAAUUGUGUAUUGUUUUACAAUAAUAUAUAUUGUGUGUGUAUAUAUACAUACAUGGUUACUUCAAACUGAAAUAUCUGGUUACAUAAACAGUGUAUCUUAACACAAAACGUCCACCUGAUGGUUGUUAAUGAUGUUAAAUUGAUUUUUUACAACUGAUUAUUGAUCCAUGUCAGAAACACUUUGGUCUGUUACCUGAGAACCGUUUGUUACCUGUUGUCUGAAGUAGAUGAGUAGGUAAUUUCACUUUGAACACGUCAUGUUUUUAUAAUAGUUAUAUAACUUUGGUCAUAAAACGUCCACAGCACAUUACUGUUGAAUAUUUCAAUC
Molecule: messenger RNA, 2158 nt
Organism: Scomber scombrus (Atlantic mackerel)
Lineage: Eukaryota; Metazoa; Chordata; Actinopteri; Scombriformes; Scombridae
Gene: cptp
Product: ceramide-1-phosphate transfer protein
Exons: 2
Coding region: 192-848 (218 amino acids)
Biological process (GO): ceramide transport; intermembrane lipid transfer
Cellular component (GO): cytosol; membrane; cytoplasm
Molecular function (GO): ceramide 1-phosphate transfer activity; ceramide 1-phosphate binding
Source: RefSeq, a predicted model, not a curated record